UCAGGGCAACUGAAUUUCGGGCUCCUGACUCUAACGUCCAAUAACCCGGCACUUGCAUUACUAACGUCGGAACGGAUAAACUAAAGUUUUGAAACAAUAUAUUAGCUUCCACCUAAGCAAAAAAUCAUGGCAAAGUUGAACAGCAUUGACCUUGACAAGUUGAUGGAAGAGUUUGGUGAAUUGGAACAGAAAAUAACAGAGGUUAAUGACAGAAACAGUAUAUUGGGGAUCGUUUUGGAGGAUGUCAACAGGCACAUAAAAUUCAGUCAUGCCAAAGAGAGGAGUCUGAUUCAGGAGAAAGAGGGCCUCCUUGUGAUGAUGAGCAAACUGCAACAGACUCUGCAGGAGCAAUGCAACCUCAGAGUGGAGAAUGAGAGACUGAAAAAUGAAGUACUGGCUUUAAAACAAAUGAACGAAAGAAGGGUGGAGGCCGGAAUGGCAGAGGUUCAGCGACUGCUCAGUAAAAUAAGAGCAGGAGAGGAAGGACACAAGAGGGAGCUAGAGGCUUUAAGACAGCAGUGCAGCAGAGAGGUGGAGGAUGCCCACAGGGAGGCUCUAAGUCAGAUAAAGACUAAAGAUCUCUGCAUGAAGGAACUGAUGGAGGGGAAGGAUGUGGCACUGGAGGAGAUGAAGAAGAGGAUGAAGGAUCAGGAGAGAGAACAGCAGAGCGAGCUCCUCAAGUUACAGAUGGAGUUUGGUGCAAAGUUGGCCAGAGUUCAGAUCACGGCUCAAUGGAACCAGCAGCAGCCGCAUGCAUCCAGCAACCUUCCACACAGUGUAUAUAAGAAGAAGCUGCAAUUUUUCCAGGAGGAGAAGAGCAAAGAGAUUGGUGCAUUGCGUCAGAGAAUCAGAGAGCUGGAAGAGCACCAGCGUGCCAACAGCCUUUGCGACAGCCGUCUGAAGAGACGGAAGACCUAGUUUUUGAUUGGAGGCUGACCUAUAAGAUGCUGCGUGCGGGUGCACGCCGUGUAUGAAAUGUUCCGUUUUACUUCAGCUCUAUUUAAACGAAAAAAUGGACUUGAUAGAGCUAUGCAAAGUGAUGUUUGUUGAUGUUUGCCAUAUCUAUGCUCACAUUUCAACACGCACUGCAUGCUGCUUCGGGAGUUUAAUCCAAUUAGAUGCCUGCAGGGAAGGACCCAGGAGGGAGGGUGGAUACGUAUAGAUAAGGAGGAGGUAAACUUUUGAAUGAAUCAAAUAGGAAGAGGACAAAUCCCAGCAAUACAAGCUGUUUCUGUUUCAAUUCAAGGAAAUCAUUUAACUGAUGUUUUCCCUGUGUGUUGCAUUUCUGUUCUUUUAAUUAAAGUUUGGAAAAGGCAUCAGUUAUUUGUUUUCAGGGUUUACAUUAAUUCUAAUGGCCCUAUUCAGAUUACUGCGCUUUGGGUCCCUGAAAAAGGCAAGUUCAUUUUCUCUUUCUGACAGCUGGUUUUCUGGCUUUGAUAAGGAAAAACAUCAGCCACAGGUCUAACUGUCUUCAAAUAUCUUAAUUCUUAUGUGUUAUUAGUUAUUAUUAUUGUUAGUUUUUAUCCAAUCCCACUCAGUUCCAACAGUCUUCUCUG
Menidia menidia (Atlantic silverside) is the source of this 1556-nucleotide messenger RNA. Lineage: Eukaryota; Metazoa; Chordata; Actinopteri; Atheriniformes; Atherinopsidae. The record is from the annotation of a GenBank genome assembly.